Candida tropicalis MYA-3404 is the source of this 537-nucleotide messenger RNA. RefSeq names its product Egd2p (gene EGD2). The transcript has a single exon. NCBI's taxonomy places the organism in Eukaryota, Fungi, Ascomycota, Pichiomycetes, Serinales, Debaryomycetaceae. Gene Ontology annotation, cellular component: cytoplasm; nascent polypeptide-associated complex. The record is from RefSeq and is a predicted model, not a curated record. Bases 1 to 537 code for a protein of 178 amino acids. Gene Ontology annotation, biological process: protein targeting to membrane.
AUGUCAAUCGAAGAAAUCCCACAAGGUGCUGACGUCAACGUCAUUCCAAAGAACGAAAAGAAAGCCAGAGAAUUGAUCAAGAAAUUGAACUUGAAACAAAUCAAAGGUAUUUCCAGAGUUACUUUCAAACAAAAGGGUAACUUGAUCUACGCCAUUGACUCCCCAGAUGUCUACAGAUCUGCUGCUGGUACUUACGUUGUCUUUGGUGAAGCUAAAGUUGAUGACAUGAACCAAAGAAUUGCUGAAGCUCAAGCUCAACAAGCUCAACAAGAAGCUUUGCAAAAAGCUGCUGCUGACGCUGGUAACACUGAAGACAAAUCUCCAGAAGCUAUCACUGCUGACUUGGAAAAGGCUUCCUUAGACGAUAAACCAGCUGCUGAAGAAGAUGAUGAAGAAGGUGAAGUUGAUGAAUCCGGUUUAGAUCCAAAAGACAUUGAAAUUGUUGUUGAACAAACUCAAGUCUCUAGAGCUAAAGCUGUUAAAGCUUUAAGAAAGCACGACGGUGACAUGGUUAAUGCUAUCAUGGACUUGUCUUAG